This is a messenger RNA of Centropristis striata (black sea bass), 5232 nucleotides long. Its product is annotated as voltage-dependent L-type calcium channel subunit beta-4-like. Gene Ontology annotation, molecular function: protein binding; high voltage-gated calcium channel activity. Gene Ontology annotation, biological process: regulation of voltage-gated calcium channel activity; chemical synaptic transmission; calcium ion transmembrane transport. NCBI's taxonomy places the organism in Eukaryota, Metazoa, Chordata, Actinopteri, Perciformes, Serranidae. The transcript is spliced from 14 exons. Gene Ontology annotation, cellular component: voltage-gated calcium channel complex. The coding region runs from base 289 to 2019 and encodes 576 amino acids. The record is from RefSeq and is a predicted model, not a curated record.
GAGCGAUGACGCUUCAGCCCUAACGCUUUAUUUUAGCUCCGGCAUUUUUCCUGCUCGCUUUACAUUUUUACCCCCGAUGUAGCUUAUAACACACCUUUUGUUUUCUUACCCUAGCUAUUUUCAUACCAUCUGAUCCCGGAGAUUAAUCGCCCUUUUCCCCUCCAUAUUUUCCGCCUCUCCAUGCCGCUUCCCCCGCUGCCUUUACUGCAUUUUAGAUGUAUUUUGUGUCCCUUGUUUCCUCCAGUAACCCAUGUCUGUGUGCAUCCCGCCUCCCUGCGCUCUCAAUAGAUGGUGCAAGUCAAAAUGUCCAAAUCGCCCGUAGACCCACUGUCUGCUGUGGAAACAGGCUCUCAAUCGCACUAUUUUCAGCUGCCCAGGAAGUUGCCUAAACGCAAGAGCCGCUUCAAACGCUCAGAUGGCAGUACGUCUUCUGACACAACAUCCAGCUUCAUCAAACGGCAGGGGUCGGCUGAUUCGUACACCAGUAGACCGUCGGAUUCAGACCUGUCAGCAGAGGAGGACCGCGAGGCGUAUCGGCGUGAAGCCGAGCGCCAGGCACAGCUGCAGCUCGACAGAGCUAAGUCCAAACCUGUAGCGUUUGCAGUAAAGACGAAUGUGAGUUACUGCGGGGCUCUGGAUGAGGACUGUCCUGUCCAAGGAGCUGCAGUCAAUUUCGAUGCCAAAGACUUCCUGCACAUCAAAGAAAAAUAUAAUAAUGACUGGUGGAUCGGCCGGCUAGUGAAAGAGGGGGCCGACAUCACCUUCAUUCCCAGCCCUCUACGACUGGAGGCGAUGAGACUCAAGCAGGAGCAGAAACAAAGGAAAACAGGGGGCAACUCCUCCAGUUUAGGGGACAUGGUGACUGGGAGUUGGAGGACCACACCGCCAUCUGCAGGUGAAUCCAAACAGAAGCAAAAACAGGAACAUGUCCCUCCCUACGACGUGGUGCCCUCUAUGAGGCCGGUGGUCCUCGUGGGACCAUCGUUGAAGGGCUACGAGGUGACGGACAUGAUGCAGAAAGCUCUUUUUGACUUCCUGAAACACAGAUUUGAGGGAAGAAUCUCAAUCACCCGUGUAACUGCCGACCUCUCUUUAGCCAAGAGAUCUGUCCUCAACAAAAGACCCAUCAUGGAGAGAUCCAACACUCGCUCCAGCCUAGCGGAGGUUCAGAGUGAGAUUGAACGGAUAUUUGAGCUCGCCAAAACCCUGCAGCUGGUGAUUCUGGACGCAGACACCAUCAACCAUCCCGCACAGCUCGCCAAAACCUCCCUCGCUCCCAUCAUCGUCUACGUGAAAGUUUCCUCACCAAAGGUGCUCCAGAGGCUGGUCAAAUCCAGGGGGAAGUCUCAGAGCAAGCACCUGAACGUGCAGAUGAUGGCUGCAGACAAACUCUCUCAGUGCCCCCCUGAUAUGUUUGAUGUCAUUUUGGAUGAGAACCAGCUGGAAGAUGCAUGUGAGCAUUUGGCUGAAUACCUGGAGAUCUACUGGCGCGCCACUCACCUGCCAGGAAACACCCCUCUGAACCCGCUACUGGAGCAGAGUCUGAUGACCCCGCCUUCUGCCAUCUCCAGCCUGCAGAACCAGAACAAGAACCAGCCGCAGCCUCGUGAGGCGGUGGGCUUGGAGGGCGAGGAGGAGGAGGAGGAGGAGGCAGGUGAGGAGGCCCACUCCCCCCUGGAGCAGGACAGUCUCAUGCCGUCUGACGAGGCCAGCGACUCCCUGUCUCGCGGCCGGAGGGGGAGCCCGUGCCACAGGGGGGGUGAGGAGGACGAGGAGGAGGAGGAGGAAGAAGAAGAAGAAGAAGAGGAGGAGGAAGAGGAGGAGGAUGAGUACGCCUCCCCCUGCCAUGCUCGCACAUACAGGGACAUGUACCCCCCUCACCGUGGGCACACUGGCAGCGCCCACAGUGCCAACGGGCACGAGUCACAGGACAGGCUGCUCCAACGAGAAGCUCAGCAAGGUCACAACCAGAGGAACAACCGCCAGCGCAGCCGCCCCUGGCCCCGAGACACCUACUGAGGAACAAGCCCCGCCCCCCUCGCUCCUGGCCUCCACAUCAGCACCCCGAGCCCUCCGACUGUCCCCACACAAUUUAAAAGGUUGAAAAAAAAACGUGCCCCUCAAUCAGCUCCAAAUCAGAAACAGAUGCCCAGUUUAUGAAGUAGAAAACUUUAGCUCUAUUUUUGAAGUAUUUCAAGUUGCUCUCUUCCAGACUCCCAGUUUUAAUUUCUCUUUCGGUGACGCGCUGACCUCUCCAGGGUCCUGUCGUUCAGAUUAAAGUCAACAGGGCUACUCACCUCUGCAAUGGAAAGGUUUCAGGCUACCAGCUGUACGCAAACUCAAACUUUAGCUGCUUUGCCUAAGGUUUCUCUAUUGUAGGAUGUCUCAUAUACUGGCCUUAAAAUUCCUAAGACUUUUAACUAUCUUUACUAUUGCAUGUAUGAGUAUAAUUAUUUUAAGACUAUUUGCACAUUGACGUCAGAACAGGAAGUGAAUGAUCUUUACGGAUAAACUAAUGUAGGAAUGUAUACUGUUGAAUCCAUUUAUGGGAAAUAGUAAUGCAUUUGAUUACAAUGUAUAUACUGAAUGGGCACCUGGUUUUGUUUCAUUGCUACUAUAUUUGUUUGAUUUUGUUAAUAUGGACUUGUUUGUUGUUUCAGAGAAAUGUUGCCACCCAUGUGUUCAGUCAGUUUUUACUCUGAAGACGGUGAAUGGUACGGAAGCCCGAGAGAGGAAAGUGAGAAAAAAACAUCUUCAUUUUCUACGUCUGAGCUGAACUGUUUUCUUUCCUGUGCACAAAAAAAAAAAAAUUGCCAGGAUAUUUUUUCCAAAUUCUUUUUUUUCCAAUGGUGAAAAUAUUUGUGAAAAAACAAUUGUGGGAAAAGGUUUUAAUCUGAAUAAAAAUGUUUUAAUUAAAUAACAAAUAAUACAUAUUUAAUAUUUUCCAACUACAAAAAAAUAACUGGCUGUUAGUGGGCGUGGACAGGCUGACUGGCGGUGUUUCAUGAUGUCAAACAGUAAUGGUGCACACUAUACUUUAGUUUACUAAACUUUUUUACAGAAGAGUUGUUAAAGUUGUAUAUCAGCUGAAAUGAAAUGUCUUUCUUCCUUGGCGGAGGGCGGAUUCAAAGUCAGAACCUGCGAGGUACAGCUUGUUUCGCUAUCAGAAUUCUGAUGCAUUCGGUCCAAUAACUUUCUUGUUCAGCCCAGGCGUUGUUAAAAAAAAAAAUUCAGAAGUGCACGACCAAAUUCUGCGAAAACUUCUGCAGCCUUGGUGCUCAACGCAAAAGCAGGAUGGCGUCAUUUCUGCACACUAGGGACACUACGGCAACCAUAAACUUAGCUUUAGAAAAGUUAUCUAUAUGAAGAUUCAACUUCAAAAACUUUUUUUGCCUGUUUCCCACAUGAAAAAAGGAGGAACUUAACCCUGACUCUUUUGCCAACUGUUAUAAACGUCAUAAACCUACAAAAAAAACUAUUUAGAAUUUAAAAAAAUAUAUAUAUAUCACCAGGUUUUUUUUUUCACACUUUCCUCGCCGGGCUUCUGUAGAAUGGAGACACACACACACAGUGAAUGGGACUGAGUCUGUGAACAGUCACAACGUCAGUAAGCGGUAUGAAGCUGCAGUACAGCGUCAGUGUCACCUUCAGUACAGUGCGUUCUGGGCAUCACUCGUCUUUGCUGUUGCACAAUCACUCUCUUAACACCUCUACAGUAAGAAAAAAAAGUCUAAAAAUGGGCACAGAGAAUGUAAACACAACUAAGAAAAGGGAAUGUUAUCUUUUAAAGGUUGAAUGAUUUGCCAAACUUGCUUGUUUACAUUGAAUCAUCCACAUAUUAUCAAGCACACGCUGCACACGCUGCAGCUCCUCUUCAAGUCUUCGGAGAAUGUACGCUUGCAUGCCUUUUUGCACCUCCAGCACCGCCCGGUGUCUCCAAAACCCAACCGAUCGCCCUGUAAUUCGAUUGUAGCACGUUAUUGAUUGUAGCAUCCACAGUUUCUACACGUCCCCCUUGUAUGUCUUUGCCAAACAUUGUACUGCAGUUUGAUUAUCAAAGCAGAUCCUCAGGUGUUAAGUCCUGCACACUCAUCACGCUCAACUCCACGAAUGUGUCGUGCUCCUGAAGGACUCGUAGCACCCGUGACACGAUGUCAUUCUGUUCCUGCGCCAUUAUUAGUCCAUGAGCCGAUGAAGAGUUGGACGUGAUGCUGACGAGCAGCGGCGACCCGCUUCACGAAACAAAAGAGGGUCGCUGCUGUUAUUAACAGCCGGCUUUAGGAAAUUACUGGUUUACUGCUUCCAUGUCUCUCACAGGUAUCUCUAUCUAGUGUUCUGUAUAUUUUGAAGACAAAAAAAAAUCAGCAUGAUUGAAAAAAAAAUCUAUGCAAGUGUUGCAUGAAAUCUGAUUGUUUCUUUUUACAGUUAAGUAUUUCAGUAAUGCAUUGAUUCUGAUUCUCCUCGUUGUCUUGUAGUGAUAGUCUUGUCUUUGGGGCUACUCACUCCUCACACCUCUAACAACACUAUUACUAAAAAAAAAAAAAAAGAAUCACUUUAUUUAUCCACAAACAUUAAACACUGGGGACAUUCAAUAUUGGGUGGACACUGGUUGACGCACUUUUAAAAGUCACUCACUUAAAAAUUGUCCCAGAUCAGGCCUAUGAUUUCUUUUAAUUUGUGAUGAAAAUGAAUGAGUGAAAUAUUAUUAAAGCCCUGCAUGUUCUUAGUUCACCAAUUAGCUAUUUUCAUUAUAUUUUGGCAGAGUAUGUUUUUCAAAGCGGACCAAUUUAGCAACUGAUAAAGCAGUUGAGGUUUUUCAAUUUAUGAAGCACAAUUUUUACUAAGGGUUAUAAUUUAAUUUCCUCUGUCUUAUUCUGUAUGCAAUACUAAGCCUAACAUUGAAAAACUUUAAACGCCUUAGACCAUCUGGACUUCCUCUUUUUGUGUGAGUAGAUAUUUAAAAAAAAUUGCACUACUUUUUUUUGGGAUGGUUGCUUUGUAAUGCAAUAACUGCACUAAAUAUAACCGUGUAUCCACCAGACUACCACAGCGUGCUAGCGUGACCCAACACGCCUCUUCCCUCUACUUAUCAAAAGAGACAGCAAAUGUGUAAAAAGUGAGACAUUUCCUGCCUGAUGCUGUAUAGAAUGCUUUCUAUUUGAAAAUAGAUUUACAAUGCUAACUAAAAUAUGACUUAAAACAAAAUAAACAUGACAUUUUAUGUACUUUUAA